CGACGUGUUUUUUUUUUUUCCCAACCGACCGGGGCAUUCAAACCAGGCUCUGCCCCGCUCCGUGCAGCCAGCCCCCCCGACCUCAGAUGCUUAAAAGGCGGCUUUAACAGCUCGAUACGACCCCCCGCUUCGAGAUGUCCGGGAAAGUGAAAAACCGCAGCGCUGCAAACGCCGGCUCGGUACCUGGCGGCGUGUCGUGCGACGAGCGCAUCUUGCGAGAUUGUCAUCAGCUGUACACGGACGCCGACAGCGGGCUCAUCACAGUGGCCCAGUCUGUUGGUGUGACGUUACUGCCACCCAGGAAAAAGAUUACUGUGAUGUUGAUGGGCAACCACUCGGCUGGCAAGAGCUCCUUUAUCAACUGGUAUGUAGAGGAGCACAUCCAGCGCACUGGUGUGGCUAUUGAGACCCAAGGCUUCAGCUUUGUUACUAGUGGUCGCAAGAGAGAAUCUCUCACAGGUAAUGCCACCCUUCAUCUGUAUCCACACUUCAAGCCUCUGCAAGAUUUUAAAGGUUUGUCGGAGUAUCUGUCCACCGAGAUAUGCACAUCACGACAGAAACGCUUCAGCCUGGUGACAUUUGUGGACUCUCCCGGCUUGGUGGAUGGAGACAUGAAGUAUCCAUUCGACGUGGACACGGCCAUCAUGUGGUUAGGAGAGCUGUGUGACCUGAUUCUGGUGUUCUUCGACCCCAUGGGCCAGGCUCUCUGCAAGCGCACCCUCAACAUAGUGGAGAUUUUAAAUGAGAAGCACGGGGACCGGCUGCGCUUUUACCUGAGCAAGGCUGAUGAGGCAGGAGGGGAAUCUGACAGACAGAGAGUCAUGAUGCAGAUCGUCCAAGAGCUCUGCAAGCGGCCGGGACUCAACAAGUGUGGCUUUGAUAUGCCCACCAUCUACAUUCCUAACCCAAACAAGUCCAACCGCUGUGUCAACCAGAUUGAGGAGGUGUGUCGCACCAUCGAGAAAACCAUCAACCAGACUGUCCAGAACACGCUCAACUCCCUGGAGAAGGACUGUGAGCUCAUCACCGAGGCCAUCGCUGAAAAACUCCAGAAUGACGGGCAAACUGCUAUCACGAACCGACGGGCGCGCUGCAAGGGCUGCUUCCUGACCCUGCUCGGCUUCAGCAUGCCGCUGGCACUGAUGGCCUUGAUGGUGUUGGGCAGUCUCUCACGGGAAAUGCUGGAACUGGUUCUGGGAGACCAGGGCGUGGAGGCACUUUCGCCCUACCUUACUCCCAUAGUGAGAAUGCUCGACACCUUCCCUGCGAAGCAUCAGCUCUAUGUCUGCAGCGGCCUGGUCCUCCUCUCCUUCCUCCUACUCAUCUUCGCUCACUUCUCCUGCAGAACUCAACCGACUCUGUCAGGCAGGCAGAAGAGGCAGCUGCAGGAGAAGUUGGAGUAUGUUCAGGAAGUGGUCAAGACCAAAAAGAAAAAACUGUAUGAAGAAUACCUACGCCAGAGUAUCGGCGAUCAAGACAUGGACUAGUAGUGAGCAGCUCAGUUAUUCAGUACCGCCACAGCGAUAAAACCUCAACCUGCCCACCGUUAUGUAGGACUAAAUACACCAAAACUUUGCCUAUUUCAGACCGCACUGUACCGUGGUGGUCUUACCACUGGGCGAUGUUGUUCCAUGGUUGUUACGUGUAUCAGUCAUAUACUGUAGGCUCUUAGAACUCAGGUUCUGGUACUCUGGAUGCUGUAACAUCCAUUUACCCUGUAGUCUCGACCCCUGUACAAACCACUGCCGAACGCUAGUUAUGUGCAUGAUGUGCAUGUGUUUGCCGAUUUCUUGCUUUUAAUAAGGAGCAUUUAUACUUUCAUUUUCUGUGCCUGUGUGCCAACCAGAAGAAAUCACUAAAAUAUAUGUAAAACAAUGCAAACUAUUUAUUAUUAUCGAAAUUGUAUUUUGGUUAAAUGUCACAUAGCACUGGCUUUCUUUGUAAUUUAAGGUAGAGUGACCAAUUUUUUUUCCCUCUUUUUAGACUUUCACCAGCAUAUUAUGUAGUACUUUCUACCGAGUCGGACUGUUUACUAACAUGAAGUUACAUUUUGGCACACGUCUCCUGAUCUUCAUACCAUAAAUAUCUUGUCAGUCGGGAUGUUGGAAGUUAGUUUAUCCGUAAAAACCCGCUCUUUUAUUCGUAUUUGUAAACCAUAAAUCAAGCAAACUAAUCAAAACUUUUGGUACUUAUUUUUCCUACAUUGAUAAUUUACGUAAAUAAAAGCAAGUAAUGAAA
This is a messenger RNA of Lampris incognitus (smalleye Pacific opah), 2238 nucleotides long. RefSeq lists its product as uncharacterized. Bases 135 to 1487 code for a protein of 450 amino acids. The transcript has 12 exons. The record is from RefSeq and is a predicted model, not a curated record. Gene Ontology annotation, molecular function: GTPase activity; GTP binding. NCBI's taxonomy places the organism in Eukaryota, Metazoa, Chordata, Actinopteri, Lampriformes, Lampridae.